AUGCGCCUCUUCGUGAACGGCACCCUGGCGUCGUACCCGAACCUCCAGCAGCUGGCACAGGGCGGAGACCGCCGGGAGCUGCUGCAGGCCUGGAUUUCCUCGGGGGAGAACCUGUCAGCCGCGGAGGCCACCAUGUCUCUCACGAAGUCGUCGUCCUUGACCGGGACCAAAGCGCGCAAGGUAGACUCGAUCAUAGCCCGCGGCGGCGGCAUCGAGGAUGAGGACGCCCCCGGCGUCCUCGAAGAGACCCGCUACUGGGUGCUGUCGCACCAGACGCGGGUCGACUGCACCGCCACGGCGACCGAGCAGCAGGUGCGGGUCAACAUGCGGCCCAGCGCUGCUGCGGUGGGCGCCAUGCUCACGGAGGACGAGCCCUGCCAGAUCCGCGCCACGCCUACUGCCCAGCAGGCUAGCCUCUCUGGCGACGUCUUGCGCGCGCACGAUGCCUACAACGAAGCGCUGGCGGCUGCUGUAGGCCCGAAGUCGGCUGCCGCCAAGUCCCGCCAGAGCGGCAAGGCUGAGAAGAGGCCCAUAAGCGAGCUGAGCUUCAAGACCCCGAAGGAGAAGCUGACUAGGUUCAGCCGCGUGACUGUCAAGAAGGACCUGAAGGAUGUCGCCGGCAUCCUCAUGGACAUGCCGUCGGAGGGCACGGCGGACCUCAUCCAGCAGCUCAUGGCGAGCCAGUCCAGCCUCAAGGACCUGGUGAAGCGGCUGAGUGGCCUGGACACGUUCGAGCAGAUCAACCCGAUCUGCGCAGAGAUUGCCUUGGCUGCUGACAGCCUCCGGCUGGUGAAGGGCAAGGCCAAGGGCCUCAUGGCUGAGCUUAAGAGACGCUAG
Messenger RNA from Effrenium voratum, 837 nucleotides. Lineage: Eukaryota; Dinophyceae; Suessiales; Symbiodiniaceae. The record is from the annotation of a GenBank genome assembly.